AUGUUCAGAGCCGCAAAAGCCACGGGCACCGACUACUUUGGAUGGGACGAGCGCAAGGCCCUUGAGGCGAUCGUCAAAGCCGUCGCGAUCUAUCCACGCCUUACCUUGGACUUCGUCGCGAAGGAUUACUUGAGCGCCAAGCGCAACUUGAGGAAGAAGAAAUGGUCCUUGACGAAGCGCAACAGGUUGGUCCUACGGAUGUAUGGCGACGACGACAUCGCGGCCUUGGCCAUCUACAAUCAGAUCAAACCGAGACACAGACAACGCAUACUGGCUGAGAUUCGCCAUCGGGAGCGCCAGAAGAAAGCGUUGGCUGGUGGGUUUCAGGAUAAGGAGGGUAUGUGA
Messenger RNA from Alternaria ventricosa, 345 nucleotides. RefSeq lists its product as uncharacterized. The transcript has a single exon. NCBI's taxonomy places the organism in Eukaryota, Fungi, Ascomycota, Dothideomycetes, Pleosporales, Pleosporaceae. The record is from RefSeq and is a predicted model, not a curated record. The coding region runs from base 1 to 345 and encodes 114 amino acids.